UAAAAAGGUGUUUCAAUGCAAGAAUCUGUGCAUUCAGGAACAGAAGGUACUGCUCCAGUGUAACAAAGAGGUUUAUUUGCAAAAUAUGAACUUUGAAUGAAUCUUUUGCACGAAUAUUAAUAAAAUAUUUGAUAUUUUGAGCAGCAACCGUCAGAAAUGUUAUCUGCAAUUGUGAAGGAACAUCAAAGCAAACAAGCUGUACGAAAGGAAAGGCAAGAGCAAAAACGAAAAGAGGCUGUUCAGGCUGCAAGUAACUUGACACAAGCUCUUGUUGAUCACCUGAAUGUUGGUGUAGCUCAAGCUUACUUAAACCAGAAGAAAUUAGACGCAGAGGCAAAACAACUUCAACAUAGUGCAACCAAUUUUGCUAAGCAAACGCAAUUGUGGUUGAAUUUGGUAGAAUCCUUCUCAAGCUCUUUAAAAGAAAUCGGAGAUGCAGAAAAUUGGGCACGCAGUAUAGAAGGAGACAUGAGAACAAUAGCCACUGCUUUGGAGUAUUCAUAUAAAGCUACCCAAGAGAAUCAAAGUGCUGGUAAUGUUUAAAGAUAUGAAUAUGUUGGACAUUGUUUCCUCUUGCAAGCAUAAUCUGGUUAUAUCAUCACGAACAACAUGAAGAUUUUCAGAAUAAUUUAUAAUAAUUUCAUAACAUAAAGGAAAGCUUACAUUAAGAUGUAGAGUUAGUGAUAUUUAAGUUAUCAAAGAAAAAAAUUUUCUACAUAAUUUUUUUUUAUAAAGUUAAAUGUAUGAUUUAAAAUUUGUUUUAAUUAAAAGGAAUUAUUGAAAUGUUA
Monomorium pharaonis (pharaoh ant) is the source of this 788-nucleotide messenger RNA. It is a transcript of the gene Blos1, whose product is annotated as biogenesis of lysosome-related organelles complex 1 subunit 1. The coding region runs from base 157 to 543 and encodes 128 amino acids. Gene Ontology annotation, biological process: endosomal transport. The transcript has 5 exons. Gene Ontology annotation, cellular component: BLOC-1 complex. The record is from RefSeq and is a predicted model, not a curated record. Lineage: Eukaryota; Metazoa; Arthropoda; Insecta; Hymenoptera; Formicidae.